AUGGAUGCUCCGCCACCUAUCCCGCCACGCCCAUCCGGGUACGAGCUCCGGGGUCCGGUGAACCCUUCUUUGCCUCCCCGGCCGAGUCCGUCUGGACAGCAACAAUUCCGACAGGUUCCUGGCGUCCCACCACCGCCACGACGACCGCAUACAAUACGUCAGCCAAUGACAUGGGGACCAUUAUCCAAUCUUGACGGCACGGCGACACCACUAAUGGGAGCCUUACUGGCUGCCUUCUUCACCAGUCUAGAUUCCCGAGGUACAGGUACUAUCACACCCGAGACUCUGUCGGCCUUCUUGGACAUGCACGGAUUUUUUGGGGGGGGGACAACGUCUUUGAUAAAAAUUGAUAAAAGGAAAUUAGGGAAAUCAAACCUAGCCCCGAAUGUCAUGUUCCAACCAGAAGACCUGGCAGACUUCGAGCUGAAGGCUGCAUGCGAAGCAUGGUCCUUUGAGCACCGCGUUGCUGUGCGCAACCCUGGAUGCCCACAGCUUCCAUACGGUGGAAUGCCAAUGCUUACACUGCGGGGUUUCACAAAUAUCAAUGCAGCAUUACGCUACUAUGACGUCUGGGCAGAGCUUGGUCCCCUGCCCCGCGAGUGUCUACUUCCCGGACCGGACCCUCCGAUAGAAGUCCAGCGCCGUAUCGAGCAAGCCGGGGCGCGUAGCCGGAGGACGGCGGCCGAGAGAAUCGAAGCGAACCGAGUCAAGCACGCGCUGCAGGCGCAGGGCCGUAGGAAUGCUGAGGAGUUGGUUGGUGAUUAUUACUACGUUAGGAGGGACUACUACUGA
Daldinia loculata is the source of this 792-nucleotide messenger RNA. RefSeq lists its product as uncharacterized. The record is from RefSeq and is a predicted model, not a curated record. Lineage: Eukaryota; Fungi; Ascomycota; Sordariomycetes; Xylariales; Hypoxylaceae. The coding region runs from base 1 to 792 and encodes 263 amino acids. The transcript has 2 exons.